This is a messenger RNA of Ictalurus furcatus (blue catfish), 5113 nucleotides long. Its product is annotated as sorbin and SH3 domain-containing protein 1. Bases 2566 to 4872 code for a protein of 768 amino acids. The record is from RefSeq and is a predicted model, not a curated record. NCBI's taxonomy places the organism in Eukaryota, Metazoa, Chordata, Actinopteri, Siluriformes, Ictaluridae. Gene Ontology annotation, biological process: cell-substrate adhesion. Gene Ontology annotation, molecular function: protein binding. The transcript has 23 exons. Gene Ontology annotation, cellular component: cell-substrate junction; cytoplasm; nucleus.
GAUUUUAUUACAAAUAGGAAAAUAGUGUGUUGAUCCAAACAAAGAGGAAAUUCUUACACAUUCACAACAAGAUUAAGGUGUCUGUCGUUCAGUAAUGUUUUUCCCAGUUUUUUCCCAUAUUUUUUUGGGGGGAAUAUUCCAAGCAGCUUCUUUAGGGUUGUCAGGGGUAGUUUGAAUGUGGUGUGUAUCUUAUUUCAGUUUGAAACCCAACCAUAGGUGUUAGCUGGAUGGAUGUUUCAUCAAGAUAUUCAUGCCAAAUGUGUUCAUACGACGCUGUGACAUUAUAUUUUUUUUAGCUGGAUGUGAAACAUUUCACAUAUGGCUAGUUGCUGUAUCUGUUAGAUGAUGGUAAAUAUGUGAAACACUGCUUCUAAUAUUGCUGUAUAUGUUAUUAAUGCACCCAGAAAAAAAUGAGUUCUAGUUAAGCCUUAAUCAUAUUAUGGGACAAUAGGAACACUCAUGCAGACUGUAAUCUCUUGUUUUUUUGUUUUCGUCCCAUGUUGUGAUCUCUACUCUCCCUUCACAGGGCUCUCCAGCAGGGGGCACAGUGAGAUUUGAUGCAGCCCCUGGUAAGUCUGUAUGCAUCCCUGCAUAUCAUUGUGAUUUUAGAUAGUAUGUAAAAGGCUUGCUGGUGUUGGUUAAGUACUGGGUAAAAACAUAUAAACUAGAAAUGCCCACUGGUCUCUUGAAUAGUUCUUUUGUAGAUUGAUGCUUGCUUAGUAUUGACAAUGAUAUUGUGGUAAAUUUUCACUAGUAACCCCAAUGGAAAAAUUGUUUUUUCCAAACUUUGAAAGGAAACCGAGGACAGGUAUUGCUAUUACAGCUUCCCUGGAAAAGUUGUGGAGUCAUACCAGUGGCAUGUAAGCUUUUACCAGUCUGAUGAAAAGUGCAGAACCUUAAUCACUAAGCUAUCGUGAUCCCUCAGUUUCACAAAUUGUGAUGAUACUAUGGCACAUAGCGGAGUAUAAAGGCGCAUUAACUUUGGGUUAGGGCCUAGGUUAGUCUCAGCCUCAGAUGCUCUGUCCAUGGGAUACAGAUCAUCUUUUGUACACUUUUCUGGCCACAACCUACAGAAUUUACAAGUUGCGAACUGAUUGAAUCUCUGUUAUUAUAUAUGCGCAUUUACUUGCACUGGUUUUCAGUGAGAAAAUAAACAUUUGAACACUGUAACCCAAUGAGAGUUUCAGAGCAGGAUAUAGUCACUGUGCUCAAAGUUCACAUUCCAUCUAAGUGUUUUGAAGCACUCAGUUGUCAGGUGAUCAUUACGUCAGUCAGAUGGCCUCUUUUUAAAGGUAGGUGUCAUUUUAGACAAUCUAGUGAAUGCUAGAUUGAAUCUAGUGAGUCCUGACUUGUGAGACUGGGGUCUAGGUUAACUUUAGUAUCAAGAAAAAAAAACAUCUUCUUGCUUUAUAUUUACAGAUCCAGAAUUAACAGAUUGCAUCUGAAAAUGUAAAAUUGUUCCGCUACAGAAACUGAAGAACCCGUCAGUGGUUUGGUAUUAUUGACAAAUGAGUUUCUCCUGUAUUGAUAAUGCACAUACAAUAUUUAAGAAACAAGUAUUUAUGAUGUAUUAAUAAAGUAAAAACUCUAUAAUAGAGUAAAAACUCUAUAAAAUGCUUAAUAAUUAUUAUGUGUCUGACAAACAGUACCAUCCCAGCCACAUCUUCCAGUUCUCCCUAAAUAGUUAUUUAUAUACACAUAUACACAUUGUGUUGGAACAGCAGCAUUGUGAUACACCCAUAUUUUCCGGCUGACGGUUGAUUUCUUGUGUGUGAACAAACACACAUUGACACUCUCUGUGCUCCCCCGUUGGACUACUGUAUUGUUGAGUCUGUCUUUGUCUCAUUUCCUCUUGCUGUUUCCUUUACCUCAUGCAUCUCUGCUCACUCACUCUUCUUCCCAUGCACAUAAAAACAAAACCAAAUAAGCAUUUUAGGGUUUUUACUAUUGUUCGUCCUUGCCUUCAGGACUUCAGUCUGCAGAGAUAUGUAAGAGGGAGCGCAAACAUCAUUUCUUAUCCUAUCCUGUACUGUGAAGAACAUUUUCUAUUUCGUAACUCAUAGUAGUAAGCCUAGGGGAAUUUGAAGAAGACACACCUUAAAGUGCCAGUGUCAUGUCAGUAAUAAUGUCAUGGGUGUGAAUCAAGAACAAUGUUUAAUGCCAGGGAACUUCCUCACAUUCAGUAGACCUGAUAUAUAUGUUCCUGUAUAUAUGUACUCAAACAGGGUCUCAACUAUGUAUUUUAACGUCCUGCUAGGUGUCCCAUGUCACAAAAGGUAAUAUCCUGAUCCAUUCAGGCAAUAACAAAAACUCUCCAUUUUGCCUUCUUCCUACUCUCAUAUACUGUACAUUUACUGCUACAUAUCCAUUUGAUAUUCAAACCCACCUGACAGAAAAAAAAUACCACACAGCACAAUAUUAUUCCUGAAUACAAUGAGCUAUCUCAAUGUUCUCACUUAUUGCUCACACGUUGUUUUUUUUUUUUUUUUUUUGUAACUGGCAGCACGUCCACUCAUUGCCAGUCCACGCAGUGUCUCUGCAGUGCGGAUCACUCCUCUGAGGACCAUGAAGAGCUCUCCAGAUCUGAUGCCCACUGAGUUGGAUCCAACACGUGUGUGUAAGGGGAAGGGGGCUGUUACUCUGAAAGCCACAGUAGUGCACGUCGAUGAUGGAGACUGUAUCACCCAGGAACGGCUUGUGAGUCCAGCCAAGAGUGAAUGCCACCGAGCGGUCAAUGGAGAUGCCACAGAAACGAAUUUGGCAGAGAAAAGGCUAAAUAGCCCUGGAGCUGAUUUAAAUUCAGAGCAAGUCAGUAAGGCUACAACACAGGUCGAUUGUCCUAUAAGCAUAGAUCAGAGUGGACUCCCAUCAUCAACCACUGUGCCAUCUGUGUGUGCACCAAACAGCAGUGUAUACCCAACUAUUGUUCUGUUGCAGCAUGGCACAGAUGCUGUAGAGCAGCAGGACAGAGUGUGUGAUCAGGGCUCCACCGAGACUCAGUUCUGUCCUCUACCUGAAGAUCCUCAAAGAUCCUCUACACAGAUGGAGGGCAGGAGAAUGAUGAUUACUGUUCACCCAGCAUCCCCUGUGCCGCUGGAGAAGCCCCGAGUCCCAGUACGGAACACAGAGAAGUCCAAGGACUGGUACAAGAACAUGUUCAAACAAAUCCACAGAAUUCCAGAAACUGUUGAGGAAAAUCCAUACCGUCCCACCUACAUAUUCCCCGAGAGCUAUGACAGGCCACUGAAAACCAGAGAUGACAGCUCUUCACAUAUGGAUGAUUAUGGGCGAAGUGUUCCUCGGUCUAAAAGCGCUGUAGACAUGGCCAGCUCACAGUCAAGGCGAAGAGUCUCUAUGCCAACUCGAGCGUCUUCCCUACUACCAGAAAGAAAUGAGUGGGAGCCCCCUGACAAGAAGGUGGACACCAGGAAGUAUCGUGCUGAACCCAGGAGCAUCUUCGACUAUGAGCCGGGGAAGUCGUCUGUGCUGAGGGCGGAGAGGCCGGACUUAACCCCUGAAGAUGUAGAUUUAGAGAAUGAACCAUGGUAUAGAUUCUAUUCAGAGAUGGAGUUUGGCAAAACGAGUGCCCCCUCUUUCACUCCCUUGGAAACAGCCUCCGACCUGCAGCAAUACCCGGCGUGUAAACCGGGCCCCAGUGUGGCGGGGAAGGAGAGCGGCUCGGCUGGUGCUGAGCACGCAGCUCCAGAAUGCGAUCGGCACAUUUACAAAAGUGUCCUGGAGGGCGGCGACAUCCCACUACAAGGCCUGCGAGCACUUAACAAACGUCAUCCCAGUACUUCUUCUAAAGACUCAGAAUCCUCACAGCCAUUAAGCCAAGGAGAUCAAGGAGAAAACCCAGAUGAGGUGGCCCGCAGACGCUACGGGGACAAAGAGAAAAUUCUAGAGGAGCAGAGACGUUUGAAGCGGGAACAAGAGGAGGCGGACAUCGCAUCACGGCGGCAUGCAGGCCUAGUCCUCACGCAUCAGCAGUUCAUCACCAAUGAGCGCUUUGGGGACUUGCUCACCAUCAGUGACUCUGAGAAAAGGAAGUCCGGCCCAGAGAGGACACCUGCCCUGGCCCUGUUUAACUUUAAAGCGGAGACUUUAAAGGAGCUGCCAUUUCAAAAAGGAGACAUUGUGUACAUCUUUCGGCAGGUGGACCAAAACUGGUAUGAAGGAGAGCAUCAUGGUAGAGUUGGCAUUUUCCCACGCAACUAUGUUGAGCUACUGCCCCCGACAGAAAAAGCCCAGCCCAAAAAGAGUGCUCCAGUUCAAGUGCUGGAGUAUGGAGAGGCCAUCGCACGCUUUAAUUUCACUGGGGACACAGCUGUCGAGAUGUCGUUCAGAAAGGGAGAGAGGAUAACACUCAUUCGUAGGGUGGAUGAAAAUUGGUAUGAAGGAAAGAUUUCAGGCACCAACCGACAAGGCAUCUUCCCAGUCACUUACGUGGAUGUGCACAAAAAGCCUCGUGUUAAAAAUGGAGUGGACUACCCUGAUCCUCCCCUUAGCCAAUCACCCCAUCGCAGCACAAACGCCUCCCCACAGCCUUUGAAGAAUGAAGGAGAUUACCAUGGGAGAUCCUCGAGAAGUCCGGUCAUGUUAUUUGACAUCCAGGACAACAACAUGAACGCCAACUCAUUCACGCAACCCCAGUCCCAAAGCAGCAGCCCUGAACCUGGACGUCUAAGCUGCGGCAUAUUCCAGGCUCUGUACAGCUAUGUGCCACAGAAUGACGAUGAGCUAGAGCUGCAGGAGGGAGACCUUGUGAACGUCAUGGAGAAAUGCGAUGACGGCUGGUUCGUGGGUACAUCUAAGAGGACAAAACAGUUCGGCACCUUCCCAGGGAACUACGUGAAGGCCGUUAACUUGUAAUAUGUGAAAAUGUCUGGUCUGUAUGUAGAGAUUCUAACACUAUGUUAAUAGCGGUCUGUGUGGGACACUGUUACUGAUGAGCUCAAGUGUUUGGAUUCCCCCCCCCCUUUUUUUUUCCCCCCGUCAGUGUUGUAUCUUGCCCAGGUGAAUGUCCAGGUAUGUGAUUGGUAAAGUUUGUAGCAUGUUAGCAAGAAUUUUGUAGUAAAACUACAAGGAUCAGCUUGUCAGCUUUCACACAUUG